GAUUCUGCAGUAGCAAUGAAGGCUUUGGUUGAGUAUACAGUGAGGCAGCGAAUUCGUGAUGUGUCGUCCUUGUCUGUGACUGUGGAAGCCACGUCACUUCAAGGUCAUGUCAGGAAUCUAUAUGUCAAUGAGAAGAAUCUUGCCCAGCUCCAGAGAAUAGAGAUUCCUGAGGCAUGGGGCACUGUAAAGGUACAGGCCAAAGGAGCUGGCUAUGCCAUUCUACAGAUGUCAGUGCAGUACAAUGUGGACAUCGGCAAGUUCCAGACAGAACCACCAGUGCGAGCUUUCUCACUGUACACACGAGCCGACUUUCAUGGCAGGAAUCAGUCUCACAUCACAUAUCACUGCUGCCAGAG
Messenger RNA from Zootermopsis nevadensis, 356 nucleotides. The record is from RefSeq and is a predicted model, not a curated record. NCBI's taxonomy places the organism in Eukaryota, Metazoa, Arthropoda, Insecta, Blattodea, Termopsidae.